Molecule: messenger RNA, 843 nt
Organism: Mollisia scopiformis
Lineage: Eukaryota; Fungi; Ascomycota; Leotiomycetes; Helotiales; Mollisiaceae
Exons: 7
Coding region: 1-843 (280 amino acids)
Biological process (GO): regulation of transcription by RNA polymerase II
Cellular component (GO): nucleus
Source: RefSeq, a predicted model, not a curated record
AUGGCGAGCCCCGAUGUACUUGAUAUGCUGGGAAAUCCUGCUCAGCUGGAUGGCUUCAAUGGGAUAGAGCCUGAACGUGACAGAACAACGGCAGCCGUCCGGCUCGGUGGCCAUGCUGGGACGUGGAAUCGAUCAAUUCCAGGAUCAAAUGGCUAUCUUGGUUCCUUCCCCAGACCCCAUGCUUCGUUGAACUCCUUAGGGGACCCGUACAUCCAGAUGCGCCCCACGCCUAACUUUCCAACCCUUGUAUCUUCUCCAGAGCGCUCGAAUAUCGACCAUCCCGACCGUCCUCUCUCUCCAUCAGCAGAGAGCCUUAGGCACGAUAUCCCUUUCCAAGCAAGGAAAUGCCAACACCCCGGAUGCAAAGACCAACGACUCUUCACUCAACCCUCCGCAUACAAAAAACACACAGACAAACACCUUCGCCCCUUCAAAUGUCCAGUUCCAACCUGCACAGUCAACAGCUUCGCCACACCCGGCGAUCUAAAGCGCCAUGAACGCGAAGUUCAUGCAGCGCCAGCUUACAUCUAUCCCAUAAUCUCGUGCAAGAGACAUCGAAGGGGUUUCAGCCGCAAGGAUAAUUUGGUUCAGCAUUUGAGGCGGACUCAUGACCUGGUUUUGGGGGACUCAGCGGGAUCAAUUCAGACCGAAUUAUCUGUAGUGAGUGAGGAGGCCUUUCGCGGCACGGAAUCGACAGAUCAGGUGGAAGACGUAAUUUCAAGUCCAUCUGAGAAGACGUCUUUGAUGACGAAGUUGAAGGAAUUGGAGAACGAGAAAGUGGAGGCUGUUAAGAGGUUUGAUGGGGAUAUCUUGGCGUUGAAGAGGAUUUUGGCUAUUAUGUGA